This is a messenger RNA of Fundulus heteroclitus (mummichog), 3919 nucleotides long. RefSeq names its product kelch-like family member 24a (gene klhl24a). The coding region runs from base 430 to 2220 and encodes 596 amino acids. The transcript is spliced from 8 exons. NCBI's taxonomy places the organism in Eukaryota, Metazoa, Chordata, Actinopteri, Cyprinodontiformes, Fundulidae. The record is from RefSeq and is a predicted model, not a curated record. Gene Ontology annotation, molecular function: protein binding.
UGGGAAGUGUAGGUGUUUAGCCAGACAAACCUACGUCGCGAGAUGGAAUACCAGACUCCUUUUCCCAGCAUGCAUUGGCAAAGCCUGCGCAGGCCGAAUGGAACGGAUUUUUUUUCCCCGACUUGACAAGUAUAUAUAAAGGAUUCUGUUUACCACAGAGUCAGGCAGUUCUUUGUUUUUGUCGCUGGAAGACGUCAGAAAUGAGUGUGUGUCACGACCAGGCCAAUUUCUCAUAACACUUCUAAGGAAGAUGUUCUAAAGAUAGUGGCGAACUUUUUCAAGAUAGUGUUAUAGUUUUUUCCUAACCCCCCCCCCUCCCCUAUCUUUGUUUUUCCUGGAACUUGUAACAGAAGAAAGAGGCCCCGUCUGGAAACGUCUGACAAAGAUUGCCCAGAAGUCCAAGGAGCGUUCCUGUUAAAGGUUGCAGCCAUGGGGUUGUUUCGGGAGCAGACUAUAAUCCACACUACUGGGUUCAGGGUUAAGACAGUUGAAAUGAGGCCAGAAGAUGCCUUUGACUUCUGCUCUGGUUCUUUACAUUCAGAGGAAAUUCUCAAGAUGUUCGAUGAGUUCCGCCAGACCAGGCUUUUCACCGAUGUGACCCUGAGUGUGCAGGGCCACGAGUUUCCCUGCCACCGUGCUCUUCUCUCUGCCUACUCUUCCUACUUUAGAGCCAUGUUCUCCUGUAAUCUCCGUGAGAGCAGGGAGAUGAUGGUUAGAAUCAGCGGUGUCGGGCACGAGGGGGUGAGGGUCUUCAUCAACUAUGUUUACACCGGCUGUGCCAGGAUCACAACUAGGAAUGUCGAGUCCGUCUUUGAAACCGCCUGCCUCUUCCAGAGCAACACACUGCGGGAUGCUUGUGCAAAGUACCUAGAGGACCAGCUGGACCCAUGCAACUGUCUUGGACUCCAGCGCUUUGCCGAAACUCACUUCCUCAGUCAGCUUGCCAGCCGCUGCAAGAGUUACGCCCUGGCCAACUUCAUAGAAGUGUCAGCCCACGAGGAGUUCCUCGACCUGGGGGUCGAAGAGCUGAAGAAAUACAUCAGCAGCGAACAGUUGUACGUUAGCAGGGAGGAGUCGGUGUUUGAGGCGGUGAUGAGAUGGGUGCACCACAAUAAGGAGCAGAGGAAAACCAUGCUGGAGAGUUUGCUGCAGAACGUUCGGUUGCCCCUGAUGCACCCCACGUACUUUGUCCAGCACGUGGAGGCAGAUGACAUCAUCCAGAAGUCGCCAGACAUCUACCACCUUCUCCACGAGGCGAGGCGCUACCACGUGUUUGGAAACGAAGUGAGGUCACCCAGAACCUGUCCUCGCAGGUCGACUGGCUUCUCAGAGGUGAUUGUUGUGGUCGGGGGCUGUGAGCGACUGGGGGGCUUCAACCUGCCCUACAACGAUUGCUAUGAUCCAGUCACAGAAGACUGGUCGUCGCUGAACAAACUGCCCGAGUUCACCAAGUCAGAGUACGCCGUCUGUGCCCUGCGCAAUGACAUCAUUGUGUCUGGAGGCCGCAUUAACAGCAGGGAUGUGUGGAUGUACAACUCCCAGCUCAACCACUGGAUCAAAGUGGCCUCUCUCCUCAAGGGCCGCUGGAGACACAAGAUGUGCACCCUGCUGGGCAAGGUCUAUGCUUUGGGGGGCUAUGACGGGCAGACCCGCCUGAAAAGUGUGGAGUGGUACGACUGCUUCGCCAACCGCUGGACAGAAGUAGCUCCGAUGACAGAGGCUGUCAGCUCACCAGCAGUGGCCAGCUGCUUUGGCAGGCUCUACGUUAUCGGAGGCGAGACAAAAGACGAAACCUGUUCAGACAAGGUUCAGUGCUAUAAUCCAGACACGAACCAGUGGACGCUACAGGCCAAAAACCCCAUCCCUAGGCGCUGUAUCUCAGCGGUGUCCCUCAACAACAUGAUCUAUGUCUGCGGCGGGUUCUCUGAAUCCAUUUACUGCUACGACCCACAGCAAAACAACUGGCUCUGUGCGUUCCAGAUUUCCGACAGACUGGAGAGUUGUGGCAUGGCGGCGAUUAACGACAACAUCUACAUCCUCGGCGGCCAAAGGCAAGGUGGCGACGCCUCAGAUAAAAUCAUAUGUUUCAACCCAGCAACAGGCAUCGUGGACACAGAAAAACCACGUAUGCCACGGCCCAUUUGCUCCCACGGAUGUGUCACAAUCCACCGCUACUCUGAAAAGACCAAGCCAUACGCCACACAGACAGGCGACAUGUGAGGACGCACCAAGAGAGCCAAAGUCUCCGCGUACGUCCCACAGACUCUUGUUUCAGCUUUCUUCCCACAUCACAGGCUUGUUUCCCCUCACCUGCCCCGCGAUGUGUCAUCACCUCAAUGUGUUUUCUACAUUAUGUUUUCUCCAUUGCAGUAAUUAAUUUUCACAUGUUUUUCUUACUUUUUAUAUAUAUAUAUAUAUAAUGUUAUUAUUUACAUCAUUGGUGUGUAAGAUUAGUAUUACUGUCAGCUCUUUGGUAUAUGUGGGCAUGUUGGUGGUUUUAGCUAGAAACCUUUGUGGAUCAAACUCCAGGAAUCCUCUGAACAGCUGAUGUCAGUACGUGGUAAGCAUGGAUGUUACACUUUUUGACUCGAUCUACACAGGUCGGACCCCGGCAGGUGUGCCAUCAAGUUGUAGCGUAAGCAGGACACGAUUGCUGACUAUUAUCUGAGGGUGGCUCCUCCCACUGAAAGGUUUUCAUGGAUACAUGGCUGUGUGACUGGUGGAUGAGAGCGUGCCGCAGUGGUGUACCUCACACAGUUCAGCUAAGGGUUUACGACUUUCUGGCUCACAAUCUAAGGUUUUACUACAGGUUUGUAUCGAUGGACCAGAGAAAUUGCUGUGAAAAUAAGUUUAAUGAGUUUGUUUUGUAUGUAAAUUAAUUUCUUAUUUUUGUUGCAUAUUGUGUUUAUAACUAAGAGCCCCAAUUGUGCACUUUAAGAAAACCUUUUUUAAAUGGAGAGAGAAAGAUGAUUUCUGAUUUUGUCUUUCUUUCUUUUUGCUUUUGUUCAAAAUGCAUCAGCAAAAUAACUUUUAUUCUCUUAUGUUUUUACAAAAAUGACAAACUGAACAAAUACAGUGAGAUUUAUUUUUUUUUUUUUACUUUUUUCAGGAUGACAAAAACAACCUGUGGGUUUAUUACCAUCUAGAAAAGCAAAACUUACUGCAUGGGAAGCAAAUGUCCUGCAUAUAUUUAUCUCAGAAAACCAACAAAACCGGUGGGGUUAUUUAGCUUUAUUGCAUCACAGAUACAUCGAGACAGCUUAACUUGGUGUCGGGCCUUGUUGGUGUUUAUUAUGUUCUCCACAGUUUUGCGUUAGGCCAGCUGAAAGGGUUAAAGGAGGAAGGCUGCAAAGAUUAGAGUGAGAGCGAGAAACAAUAAGUGUGCCUACAUUUGAGAUUUUACUGAGUACAUUUACAAUGGGACAGAAACACUGACCUGAUUCAAUUGUUUUGCAGUAGACUUCAAUUUAUUGGCUCCCUGUGAAAAGCCUAUUCACUGUUAUUCUGUUUAAUCAAAUGUAUUUUUUUUUUUUGUUGUGUUGAGGUGUGGAUUUGUGUGCCGUUAAGAUAUGGUAAUUUUAGCAGUUUAAAAGUUAUUUUAUUGCAAAUUCUAACUGGGAAGAUUUGAGCAACGAAAGCUCGAUUAACCAUUCUUUAUAAACGCAGAUAUCAACCAAAGUUAAUUUGAUUUUGUCCCAGUUGCUAUUUGUUGGAAAAUAACUGAUUGUGCCUGCAUGCAAGACAAAUACUUUGAACAUGUUAAAUGCUGUGCAGUAUGCCUUACCAAACAACUGAAAAAAUCUUGACCUUUUUAAUAUAAUUAUUUUAUGCAUGAUGUAAGGAGGCGAACAGUCUGGAUCUUGGUAAUGUAUUAAAUGUAACGGUUGUAAGAGGAACAUCAAUAAACUCUCUCUAUUAA